Emiliania huxleyi CCMP1516 is the source of this 1014-nucleotide messenger RNA. RefSeq lists its product as hypothetical. Gene Ontology annotation, molecular function: acyltransferase activity. The transcript has a single exon. Bases 1 to 1014 code for a protein of 337 amino acids. NCBI's taxonomy places the organism in Eukaryota, Haptophyta, Isochrysidales, Noelaerhabdaceae. The record is from RefSeq and is a predicted model, not a curated record.
AUGGACACCGUCUUUAGCCCUGCACAGCGCGACGAGAAGCUACUCGCCCCGCCGGGUGAGCCACUGCCGGAGCAACCACACACCGGUGGCACCCUGCAGCGUAGCACCAAACUGUGCGGUUUCCUGGGCACCUUUGGGUUCGCCCUGGUCUGGAUUCCGUGCCUGCUUCCGCCGCUUCUGGUUGCCUUUGUCGGGCUCCUGCUUCGUACGUGCGGCUGCUGUGGCGCCACGCUGCUGAAUCGAACGACGAUACUGGUCUUUGCCGCCUGCUGCCGGAUCGCCCUCUGGCUCAGUGUUUGGAUUCGCGUCGAGGAGAGGGGGUUCGGUGUCGUGGGGGAGAGGAUGGGCAGGUCGGGUCGGCCGUGCCUGGUGAUUGCGAACCACACCUCGUUCUUUGACAUUCUGCUGCUGGUCGCGCUGCUACCCUUCUCAAAGGUGCAGCGCGUCAAGAUGCUCAUCUCGUACCGGCUCUUUGCUCUCCCGCUGCUUGGGCAGCUGAACCGCGCUAUGGGCCACCUGGCCGUGCGGAACUCGCGCAAGACGGACGACGACGCCACGCGAGCGAUGUUUGCCGAGUCCACAGGCAAGGCUUUGGCGGAGUUUGAAGAGUACGUGCGAGGUGGCGGCACCGGCGGAUGGUUUCCGGAGGGGGAUGUGAACGCGGGCAACACGCAUGCUGUCGGGCUGUUCAAAAAGGGCGGGUUCGCCCCCGCGGUGAAGAUCGACGUCGAGCUGUGGUGCGUCUCGUUCUGCGGGAAUGCAGUCACGUGGCACGCAAAGGGCCUGCCUGGCAGGCCCGCCCGGGUAGGCGCCUCCAUCGCCUGCCUCUGUGAUAGCACGCAUGCACUCCUUCGCGACGAGGGCCUUUCGGUGAACAGCGACGUUGAUGCAUGCCUGCUAUUACUGGCAAACCAAGCGCGCGCAAAGGUUCAGGACGGCGUCAGCACCUUUGUGUCGGAAGGCUUCGUGGGGCAUGAUCCGGAUGCUCCCAACUUGUGGGGGGGGCAUUUGUAG